AUGACAGAAGAGGUUGAAGCUCACGUUCUCAAAAAAUACGAAAUUCUUUAAAAACUAGGAAAGGGAGCAUAUGGUAUUGUUUGGAAGGCUAUUGAUAAAAAAACAAAGGACAUUGUGGCUUUGAAAAAGAACUUUGACGCUUUUCAGAACGCUACUGAUGCCCAAAGAACUUUCAGAGAAAUCAUAUUUCUGCAGGAACUAAAUGGCCAUGAAAAUAUCAUCAGACUUCAAAACGUAAUUAGAGCUGAAAACGACAGAGAUAUUUAUCUGGUAUUUGAUUUUAUGGAUACUGAUCUUCAUGCAGUUAUCAGAGCAAACAUACUAGAAGAUAUUCACAAAUAGUACAUCAUUUAUCAAGUUCUUAAGUGUCUUAAGUAUAUGCAUUCAUGUCAGUUACUUCAUCGUGACCUUAAGCCAAGUAACUUACUCCUGAAUUCAGAGUGUCACAUGAAGGUUGCUGAUUUCGGUCUUGCUAGAUCACUUGAUGUGAAGGAUCCAGACACUAUCCCUCUUCUGACAGAUUAUGUAGCAACCAGAUGGUAUAGAGCUCCUGAAAUUCUACUUGGAUCAAACAGAUAUACAAAGGGAGUAGAUAUGUGGAGUCUUGGUUGCAUUUUGGCAGAACUUUUAUUAGGAAAGCCAGUUUUUCCUGGUACAAGCACACUUAAUUAAUUAGACAGAGUUAUGGAAGUAAUUGGCAGACCAACUUAGGAGGAUAUCGAAUCUGUUGAUUGCCCUUUAGCAAUGACCAUGCUAGAAUAAUUACCUCCAAAGAAAGCUAAAAGACUUAGAGAUAUAUUCCCAUCUGCAUCAGAUGAUGCCCUUGAUUUAUUGAGAAACUUGCUCUAAUUUAAUCCAAGCAAGAGACUUUCAGCUGAGUAAGCUUUGAAGCAUCCCUAUGUCGCCCAGUUCCACAACCCAGAUGAUGAACCCAACUGCACUAAGAAAAUCAACAUUCCAAUUGAUGACAACCAAAAAUUCUCAAUCAGAGAGUAUAGAAACAAGCUCUAUGCUGAUAUCCACAAAAGGAAGAAGGAACUGAGAAAAAAGAUACUCUAGUCUCAUCACAACUAUUACUACUAAAAGAGUUAGUGA
This is a messenger RNA of Stylonychia lemnae, 1095 nucleotides long. The record is from the annotation of a GenBank genome assembly. NCBI's taxonomy places the organism in Eukaryota, Ciliophora, Spirotrichea, Sporadotrichida, Oxytrichidae.